Molecule: messenger RNA, 4486 nt
Organism: Pelobates fuscus (common spadefoot toad)
Lineage: Eukaryota; Metazoa; Chordata; Amphibia; Anura; Pelobatidae
Gene: ZER1
Product: zyg-11 related cell cycle regulator
Exons: 16
Coding region: 294-2597 (767 amino acids)
Cellular component (GO): Cul2-RING ubiquitin ligase complex
Molecular function (GO): protein binding
Source: RefSeq, a predicted model, not a curated record
AAUUUGUUGACAGCGAGAUUGCAGGAUGCCCAGUGAGUAGGAGGAACGGCUGUGAAUGCGGCCCGGACACCGGACCCGAAACCCUACCGGGGCCGGACCCCAAAGCUACACUCACACGGAGACGGUGUGCGAGGGGGGAAGCUUUCAAGUGACGGACCGACUGCUCCUCUGGGUGUACUGAAAACCGGAAGGUCUUCUAGGGCUGUUGCCCACUGAUGUUCCAGAAACAUUAACCACACCUUCUGUGUGGGAACUAUUCUUCUAAAACUAUACCUCUGUAUAGUAUAAAAAAAAUGGCUUCUGACAGCCCAGAGUCACUCAUGACAAUAUGCACGGACUUUUGCCUGCGAAACCUUAAGGGAACCCUUUGCUACCUCCUUGACAACGAAGUCCUCCGUCUUCACCCAGACAUCUUUCUGCCCAGCGAGAUAUCUGAUCGUCUAGUGAACGAGUACAUUGAACUGGUAAAUGCGGAUAGCGGCUUUGAACCCCACGAGAGCUUUUUCACACUGUUCUCAGAACCGCAGAGCACAAGACUUACUCGUCUUCAUCUGCGGGAGGAUAUUGUUCAAGAUCAAGACCUGGAGGCCAUCCGUAAGCAGGACCUUGUAGAACUGUACCUAACUAACUGUGAGAGACUGACAGCAAAGAGUCUGCAGACCCUGGCAAGGUUUAGCUCGACCCUUGUGUCCCUCAGUCUCUUUGGUUGUCUCAACAUAUUUUAUGAAGAGGAAAACCUGGGAGGUUAUGAUGAAAGUGACUGUUUGGUCAACCCCACCCGCCAGGUUCUUGUCCGGGACUUUACUUUUCAAGGAUUCCAAAACCUGCGUUUCUUAAAUCUUGGCUCUAUCACCAAAGGUGUGGAUGUUGAGGUGAUGCUGCGCCCUCUGCGCUCUUUGAAAGCCCUAAACUUGUCGGGGAUCCAGUUAAAUGAUGUGAGCUUCCUAACACAAUGGAAAGACACUUUAGUAUCACUAGUCCUGUACAACAUGGACCUGUCUGAAGAGCACAUUAGAGUUCUCAUCCAGCUGCAGAAAUUGCGACACCUUGACAUCUCACGUGACAGGCUGUCCAGUUAUUACAAGUUCAAACUGACUCGGAAAGUGCUAAGCCUUUUUGUGCAGAACCUGGAAGAUCUUGUCUCAUUGGAUAUCUCUGGUCACCUGAUGUUGGAAAACUGUGCAAUUUCCAAGAUGGAUGACGAACUCGGUCCUCCCAGUAUUGAACCCUCUAAGAGCAGCAUCAUUCCUUUUCGAGCUUUGAAAAGACCUCUGCAAUUCCUUGGUCUCUUUGAGACCUCCCUCUGCAGUUUGACACAUAUCCCAUCCCACAAGGUGAGCGGUGAUAAGAAUGAGGAGCAGGUGCUAAAUGCCAUUGAGGCAUACACAGAACAUCGUCCUGAGAUAACGUCUCGUGCCAUCAACCUCCUCUUUGACAUUGCUCGUAUAGAAAGGUGCAACCAGCCACUGCGAGCUCUACAGCUGGUUAUUGCUGCUCUGAAGUGUCAUAAAUACGACAAAACUAUUCAGGUGACUGGAAGUGCCGCACUAUUCUACCUGACCAAUUCUGAGUAUCGAGCUGAGCAAAGCAUUCGUCUCAGACGGCAGGUCAUCCAAGUGGUGCUAAACGGCAUGGAGUCUUACCAGGAAGUGACGGUGCAAAGAAACUGCUGUCUCACACUUUGUAACUUCAACAUCCCAGAAGAGCUGGAGUUCCAGUAUCAACGGGUUAAUGAGUUACUGCUAAACAUCCUCAUUCCAACCCGGCAAGACGAGUCCAUUCAACGCAUUGCUGUCCAUCUCUGCAAUGCCCUCGUCUGCCAGGUGGACAAUGAUCACAAGGAGGCUGUCGGCAAGAUGGGUUUUGUCAUGACUAUGCUGAAACUGAUACAGAAGAAGCUACAGGAUAAAAUGUGUGACCAGGUUAUGGAGUUUUCCUGGAGUGCUUUGUGGAACAUUACAGACGAGACCCCAGAUAAUUGCGAGAUGUUCCUCAACUACAGUGGCAUGAAGCUAUUUCUCGAGUGCCUAAAAGAGUUUCCCGAGAAGCAAGAACUUCACCGCAACAUGCUGGGGUUGCUGGGAAAUGUGGCUGAAGUGCGUGAACUUCGUCCACAGCUAAUGACAUCACAAUUCAUCAGUGUGUUCAGUAACCUCUUGGAGAGCAAAGCAGAUGGUAUUGAGGUGUCUUAUAAUGCUUGUGGUGUGCUGUCACAUAUCAUGUUCGAUGGUCCCCAAGCGUGGUUCAUUGGAGAGCCAACCCGCCGGGAGGUGGAAGAACGAAUGUGGAAAGCCAUCCAGAGCUGGGACAUCAGUUCCAGAAGAAACAUUAACUACAGAUCAUUUGAGCCCAUUCUUCGGCUCCUCCCCCAAAACGUAUCUCCAAUCAGCCAACACUGGGCAACCUGGGCACUUUACAACCUCGUCUCUGUAUAUCCAGACAAAUACUGUCCAUUGCUGAUCAAGGAAGGAGGGCUCCCUCUGCUGGUAGAUCUUGUCAACAUGCCUUCAACCCACCAAGAAACAAAGGAUAUGGCCAGGAAAGUCCUUGAACAUUGCAGUAAUUAUAAUGAAGAAAGUAUGGACACCGCACUAUAGAAAGGACACCUGCAACAUCAAACUUCAUUGCCCUCUGCACCUCUCCAAAAAGAAAACCUUUUACCCAUGUAAAAAAAAAAAAAAAAAAAUACAAAUCAAAAUUGUAGAGGGCCAUAUGCAGCCAACAUCAAAUGACUGGGAGAGACUUUUUUUAUUAUCCUUUUUUUGGCACACAAGAAAACCUUAUUAUGUUUGGUUUAAUAUUUGUUGAUUUGAUAUAUAUUUGGAUGUGAUCAACUAUAAAAGAAAACAGUGAAUUAAGAGACAUGGUGAAAUCUGCUCCAGGACAUACAUUUCUCUGAAGCAGUUGAUGCAAUGUAUUUUGGGAUUUCUAUUCAAUGAUCAAUUCAGCACUUUACCUGUUGGGUCACCUAUCCAAUAAUGGAGGUGAUCGCACUGUGUUUGCAAGCUCUGAAUCAAGCAGACACGGGGUUAUGUUCUCUCUUUGUGAUGCACACAGACUCUUAUCUGUCACCCAGCUUUGAGAAGGUCUUGUAGGCUCUCCUAAGGAACGAUUCCACAAAGAUUUAAAUAAGUAUCGUCACACUAGUGAAAUGCAUUCAAAAAUGAAAUCUGCCAGAGAUUAAAAUUAAAGGAAGCUGUUGAGCGUUUACGUCACCGCCUCACACCACGUAUGUGCACCAGAGAGCACUGCCGUAAACUUUGUGUGCUAGCCUCCAUAAUGUGGCGAGGCCUCACUCAGAAUAAUUGGGCUUCACUGCCAGUCUCUGCUGUGGACCUGGCUUUCAAAGCACUCUGUGCUGAUAUUCUUAACACUCGCUCUGAAACAGAACAAAUGAAUUGCAAAUCUUUAUCCUGUGAGUCAGUAAAUGUGCUUUAAAACCUAUAUGUGUAAGCACUGCCAGGAUCUGUCAUAGAUAGAAUUGAGAUGUUUUCUAGGUAUGGUCUCGAGUUCAUUAGAGGAUUUGGCAAUGAUAAUGUAAACUUAACAGAUUUACAAAAAGAAAGACAAAAUCACUUGGGAUAAAUUGCUGAGACUAUUACUAAGUAAAGGGAAUUUUGACUUUCCUAACGUACAAUAGAAAUGAACUAUAACCUGUGUGGAUAACAGCAAAUUUUCAUCAUAAAAGGUGUUGCAGGCAAAGCCUUUCAGCCACCUUUGUUGAAGGGGCCUACAGUCAUUACUUUUGUAACUGGCAUCCCAAGGGUUAAACGCCUCCACGUGAAGACAGAAUUGAGAAUCUAUUUAAAAUGGGGAGAACAAAAUGACUGGACACCUAUAUAAGGACACAGUGCCAAAGCUUUCGAGGAGUGGAGACUAGGACUGUGGGGACAGCAAUUUGAAACCUAACAUCUGUGAACAACACUGGUUACAAAUAUUAUCCAUGUAUUAAUGCAAUGGGCUGUAUAACUCUACUCUAAAGUAUCACUUUCAAGGAACCCAUACGUAAGCCAUUACCAUAAAACCUGUCUAUGUGUUGUGUUGACAUUUGUAGCGGUGUAUGCAUUAUUUUUUUAUUAAUACAUUUUAAUCUGCCUUCCUUAAAACACAUGAUGGCUGGCAAGGUAUCCCUCUUCUUGCAUUUGGAUGUUACAAAUCCUUAAAAGUACGAAAGUCCAAUAAAAAUCGUAACCUGCAGAAACGUUAAAAUAAAAGGUUAACACAACAUAGAGAGAGCGUUUUUAUACGCUGUGUGACAAACCCACUUUGUAAAUUGGCGCUAAAGCCUUCUGUUAUGAGAAAAGCGCUAUGUAAUGGAUAAGGAAGGUGUCAGGAGAGAUGAAAGCUCUUAAUCACAUGUAGUCAAUUAACCUCCAUUCAAUGUCACUAAUCUAUCUGAACACCAGUUCAAGUCCAUACGGUUAAUUAUGAUUUCAUGUACACCUCCCACAACUACAUGCUGCCCUGCUAUGUCAUUUAUAUGCUG